GACAGCAAGUCUCGGAAUCCUCAAACUCAACUCGCAUUGCAGCUACCUACCUCGCUACCCAGCAGCAUUUGCAACCACGAUUCAUUCCUUCCACUCCACACUCCCGAUAGCUCGCAGCUGCCCUGUCCCCCACCGCGCGCAGAGACAGGGUACUCUGCUUCUAGCUAGCCCGUCGACCAUGGUGCAGGCAGCGCAGGAACCACAGCAGCAGCUCAUCUUCGACGCCGCCCGCCUGAGCGGGCUUGCCGACAUCCCGCAGCAGUUCAUCUGGCCGUCGGACGAGAGCCCCACACCCGACGCCGCAGAGGAGCUGCCUGUGCCGCUCAUCGACCUCGGCGGCCUCCUCUCCGACGACGCCGCCGCGGCCGCCGAUGUGGUCCGCCAGGUGGGCGAGGCGUGCGAGCUGCACGGCUUCUUCCAGGUGGUGAACCACGGCAUCGACCCGGCGCUGCUGGCGGAGGCCCACCGCUGCAUGGACGCCUUCUUCACGCUGCCCCUCCCGGAGAAGCAGCGCGCGCAGCGGCGCCAGGGCGAGAGCUGCGGCUACGCCAGCAGCUUCACGGGCCGGUUCGCGUGCAAGCUGCCCUGGAAGGAGACCCUGUCGUUCCGCUACUCCGCGAGCUCGGCGUCGCCGGACCUCGUCGUCAACUACUUCGUCGACAAGCUCGGCGAGGACUACCUCCACCACGGGGAGGUGUAUGGUCGGUACUGCUCGGAGAUGAGCCGCCUGUCGCUGGAGAUCAUGGAGGUGCUGGGCGAGAGCCUGGGCGUGGGGCGCGCGCACUUCCGGCGCUUCUUCGAGCGCAACGACUCCAUCAUGCGGCUCAACUUCUACCCGCCGUGCCAGCGCCCCUACGAGACGCUGGGCACGGGCCCGCAUUGCGACCCCACGUCGCUGACCAUCCUCCACCAGGACGACGUCGGCGGCCUGCAGGUGUUCGCCGAUGGGCGGUGGCGCUCCAUCCGGCCGCACGCCGGCGCCUUCGUGGUGAACAUCGGCGACACCUUCAUGGCGCUCUCCAACGGGCGGUACAGGAGCUGCCUGCACCGCGCCGUCGUCAACAGCCGCGUGCCGCGCAAGUCGCUGGCCUUCUUCCUGUGCCCGGAGAUGGACAAGGUGGUGCAGCCGCCGGGGGAGCUCGUGGACGCCGGGAAUCCCAGGGCGUACCCGGACUUCACGUGGCGGACGCUGCUGGAAUUCACGCAGAAGCACUACAGGGCGGACAUGAGGACGCUGGAGGUGUUCUCCAACUGGCUCCGCCAUGGGCAGGACCAGGCUGCCCCCCUCCUCCUCUAGGCAGCCAAGCCGAUCGAGGAAUGAUGCACUUGAUUAGUAGUCCAGUCCAAUCCGUUAAUGAGCAUGCACACUCGUAGCUAUCUCCUUGCUGCGCUGCUCCUAAGCACCAGCGUGCUCUGCUUCCAAAUUCGAUUACGAGGAGUAAGCUAAGUGGAGUUGAUUAGUACGUAGUAGCUGAUGAUUCUGAUCGAUCCGGCAUGCACAAAUUAAAAGCUUUAAUUUCUUCUUCCUUGUUCCAUCUGCUUGAUUGAUUUUUCAGAUUAUUAUUAAUCAAGUGAAAAAGUUCCUUCGCU
Molecule: messenger RNA, 1590 nt
Organism: Phragmites australis (common reed)
Lineage: Eukaryota; Viridiplantae; Streptophyta; Magnoliopsida; Poales; Poaceae
Product: gibberellin 20 oxidase 1-D-like
Exons: 2
Coding region: 179-1297 (372 amino acids)
Biological process (GO): unidimensional cell growth; response to light stimulus; flower development
Molecular function (GO): gibberellin 20-oxidase activity
Source: RefSeq, a predicted model, not a curated record